AGGACUACUUGGCCCUCCUCCCCAAGAGGGAGGCGUUGUAAGUACUUGUAUGUGUACUUUUCGCCUGUGUGGUGUGUUUUCGCACCAAGUGUGAUUUCUGACAAUUUUUGGGAUGCUGAACGAAUCGCAUGAGGCUCUAGCAGUUUUCGAUAAUAAGGAUGAAACCCUAGUACGAAGUGUCUUAGUAUCUCGUGUCUUUUUUUUUCUCAUUUAGGAUGCUUGGGUUGACCCCAACUUAACCUAUCGAUCCUGAGGAGGUAUUACUGUUUCCUCGUCUAUCUGAUAGACUGACACUAUUGCUCACUAGCUUAGGCGUGACUUUUUCCGUUGUAAGUAAUCACUUAAGUGUCACUUCCUUUAUCUUUAACCACUACUAACUUAUAGCCUUGGUAACUCUGCAAAGACUACGUGGUAGGGCCGAUGGACCCUUCUCUUUUUUGAGUGCAGAGCGUCGAUAGGUUUAUUUUGACACCCUCGUGGUUAUUUAGUCUCAGAUCCUUUUAGUAUCAUGGCAUUUCUUGGUCUUCUAAGAUCUACACGCUUAUUCUGGCAUACGAUAUAUCGAGUUGCACAAGUUUCAUUUAAAUCGUUUCUUCUGGUGUACUAUCAUAAUCAUACAUAUAUGGAGUCUUUGUUUGUGCUCAUAGUAUGAAAAUGUGAAUGAUCGCCCCAAACAAAUCUAGUACCACGUUUCGUUUUCCAGUUUCUCGUUCCACUAUUCUUAUACUCAUCGUGGCAAAAUCGAUGCUGCAAGAGCUCGUCCUCGUGCUAAUGAUAGUAAAGAACAAUGCAAAGAAAGGCGUAUGACUUCUACUAGUAGUCAACAUUCGAAAAAGUAAGAGUAACUGAUUAAUGCAGUACAACAAGCUUACCGAUUUAUUCUAGACCGACAACCAAGCAGGAGAAAAAUGCCGGAGCAGAUUGGUUUUUCUCAGGCCUCGAGCUCUCUUCGGAGAGGCGUUCUUGGCGGUAGCCCGGGUCAUCUUGGGCUCGGCAGUACCUCAGAUGCCGGGUUUUCCUCCGACAAUUGCGGCCUCAACUUAGAUAAGCCUGCGACAGCCUGGAUCUACGAUAACGACAGCGUUGGGGAUUUCAUGUCUCCUCGGUCAUUGCAUGACGUGAAAAUAGACCACUUAGACCACGUGCCUUCUGUAGAUGUAGUAGUACCUGCUUCUGAAGGUAAUGACGAUAGCAUUCUAGUCAAAAAUGAUAAAAAUAAUACGACAACAAGGACAAGCACUUGUACGAAGACAGGGACCAGCAAUGCCUCGAUCCAUACCUCGAUCCAUACAAUCGAUCAUACCUCGAUCCUAGGUUCAGACUGUAAUGCGGAACAAAUACAAAGCGUCAUUCCACCAGAACCGCUUCCCGAAAGCAUAGAAGUUGUACCUAGUAUCAGUAUAGUCCCUAGUAUCUUCCGUCCUAGUACUAGUAUUCCAGCAAUUAGUACAGCAAAGGAAACAUCGCCCACCGUAGCUAAGAAGAAGAAAAAGAAGAGGAAGGACUCAGCGGAGAAAGCUGAUUCCGGUGUAGCGACGGGCGCUGAUGAUACAGACCGCGAAAUGCGAAGAGCCUAUUACUUUUGUCGCGACCGCUUACUGGAACACAGUGGAUACGACAUUUAUCUAUCCCGGGAUGGAUCGCAGAACGAGAUGAGCAGUGACUGCGCUCGUACGAUGUCAGCCUCAGCCUCAGAGAUGAGGCAUGGCGAUGCGGUAUGGAGGAAGCAACUUAGCCGUCUUGCGCAAAGAGCUCAACUUAAGGCUCCAGAGGUUCUUCCACAUCAAUGAGUAUAGAUGAUUUUUUCUAAAAUAUCAACAGUAUACAUUUAUAAGUUUAUGUUUUUUAAGUAGUUCACUAGCGGGAGCAUCUUGACAUGAAACACGAGAUUUUCGUCUAAUGCACUGAGUAGUACGGAGUAUGACGCGGCAACACAGGAGUCCUCGACGCAGCAACACAGUUGUCAUUUAUCAAGAACUUCCUCUGCGUCUGCAAGUCACGACAAAACCAACUUUAUUCACGGGGAUCAUUUACAACAUGAUGAAAGCGGCGGCUCAACCCACAGUGGUGGUACACGCCGGCGCAUCACCGGCUCAUGCGAGUUUGGAGGCAGUAGUUGCUCCACAUCGCUGCCGUCGCCGCCAUCGGCAAGUGUCGGUGCUGAAGGAGCAUCAUGUGGGAACAAGAAGAAGAAUGCUUUUUCUGUUGCGAAGAAUAGUCUCGUUCUUGAUGAGACCGCAUCCAAAAAUAAUGAAACAACGACUAUGUUGAUACACCGGCGCGCAAGUAUUGAGAAUCCUACUUCUAUCAAAGCAACCUCCGUAGAGCAGCCGACUCCUUACCCGCAACGCAUUUGCGAUCGGAUCGACGAAGAGCCUCGGAUAGGAACGACCUGCAGCACAACAGAACUGACACAUCCACCACGCGAUAAUCACCACACGAUAAUCCCCUCUUCUAGUAGUAGUGGUGGUUUUCGGUCGUAUCGCAGUGCGGUGAUCCCACCGGCUCCAGGAUAUUUGUCUUGUAGAAGCGAAACAGAUGGAGAUGAUUGGAAGCGCCGACGUCGAAGAAAAAUAGGUGCACGUAGUGGCUACUGCGCAGACAACGAUAUAUCGCGCUUACACUCGACGCAGAGGAGACGACCUUCAGACGAUGCUCUUGGAAAGAACACCUGGAUGGAAAAGCGAAGACAACGAGAGGAAGGGCAGAGAGAACUCUUGGAGCAUCCGGAUGAUGAAGGAGGAGCAGAAGGACUUAGACUUAGCAGUGGUCAUGCACCUGAAGACUGUCAUACAAAGAUGAAGCACCGUGAUCUGCGAGCAGGGGUUGUUGCUGAUUGGACUACUUCUUCACUUACCGCACCAUGCCUACCACCAGCAGCAUCCGACGAUACGGCGAAUCCUGAGAACCUCGAAGAGACUACUCCUUUAUUAGACGAAGCACCAACUAGAGGAAUGCCACCACCUCCCGUAUUUUCAUCUGAUGGUGGUUUCAUGUCGACUGGAUGUGCUUCAGGGGGUGAAACAACUUGUGAAACUGCUUGGAACUCUGCGCUUAGUAGUGCAGAAAGCAAGCCAGGCCUUUAUUGGCAAGCGGGUGUGUCUUCACGAAAAUUCGCACCCUCGUCUUCGUCAGAAGCGUCAAUCAGCGAUGGUCAGCUCUCUGGCGGGACACAUGAGACGGGCUCGAGUCGCGGAAGCCAAAAAGGAACACGCGGACUAGUGCCAAGAUUGUACUAGGAUUUAUUUUUGAAAAGAUUUUGACUGUGAAGUUAGCACUGCGGAACUCGUAUAAGAAGGCCAAAUCAUUUUUUUCGACAUGGAUUACUAUUCCACGCGCACAGCGCGUAUCGAAUACCUGGUAGUAGGUCUCAAAUCCAAAAAAAAACAGGUCUGCUGCCCCAGUGCCUGGCUUGUCGCAUAGUCCCAUGUUGAGCCAUCGAUUUAAGCUGCCAAGUCGUAGGAAGCGACAGAAAGUAGCCGGAGUUGACACUUCCACCGGAACGGUAUUUCCUGGAGCUCAAGAACAGCAUGGAGACCACGCUGAAACAACUAUCAUAGACGAUGAACGAGCUUUCACAGGAUCAAAAAUGUUACCAUUAGAAUGUUCUACAUCUCUCGUGUCGCAUAGUGCUGUGAGCGGGAAAAAGAGGUCGCUCACCGUGACUCGGAGUCAAGAGGCAGCUGCCAGUCUCGAGCGGUUGAAUUUGGUACCACAUGCAGCAUUGACACGGACGAAAAACCUCAAGAACUUUUCCAAAGCGACCUCGUCUGGAUCGGGGAAGAUCAACAGUACUACUAGAAAAAGUAGUACAACUACAAGAACUUCUAGGCGUCUACUACGACCACUAGAUGAUGGGGAUGCUCAUGAGCAGGAAGACAGUGGCGCUGAGGCCGAUGUAGAAGACCUGAAAGGGACGAAGACCGUUUGUGCGUCUUGGCGAUCCUUUUCGAGAACCCAAAAAACUGUAGUUAUCAGCGUCGUUGCCUUAGCCAUUUGCGUCUUUACAGCUGUCGCCGUACUCGCGAUACGCUCCUUUGCACCGAUCUUCAUGAGAGGUUCUCCUGGCAGUCAUAUUACUCCUCUAUCUUCUUCUUCGCUCCAGGCGCAGGGUCAGUUAGUACCAGGGCCAGUUACCGGUGAAGGACCGCUGACCCCAACCUCCGCAACUUCCGGUUUACAACAUCAAAAUCCGAACAUCACUAGUACACCCGGUGCUACUUCUGGAGUUCUUUCCAGUACUGGAGGUUCUGCCACUACUAGAGUUUCUGUGCUACAAGAUCAGCAUCUAGCUUUGGGGAGUGGUCGUCCGACCGCAUCAGCAGCAACCUCAGCAGCUUUGCUGCCUACUAUGUUGACUAUCAACUACGCUAGUACUAGUACAAGAGCAAAGAGCACUCUGACCUUAAACGAACUGACGCCCUUCCGGAAUUUCAAGAUACAUUUGGAGACGCACAUUUGCGCAGUGCCAGAGGUCUGCAGAGCAUGGAGAGACGAAGCUCUUACUUCGCACCCCUCGGUGUUCCAGGUAUUUCCAUUUGAGUUUACAUGAGUAGAGGUAGUCUUUUUCACGGUAUCAUAGGUAGAUACACAGGCUCGAUUUAAUGUUUGCACGCCCAAGUAGAAAUAACGUGUUUCUCCUUGAAAAAAAUCCAGGUAACAUCUCAAGGCUUCAUCAAAGCCGAAUUUGAAAAAAAUCCAGGUGACAUCUCAAGGCUUCAUCAAAGCCGAAUUCGAGCGGUUCCGUAGUGAAAAAGGCGACUCUCAGGUCGUUGAUCUAGAGCAGUUGCGAAAGCUGGAUUUGCAAGUGAAGCCUGCAGGGAUUCAGCACCGGUUCUUCGACGUGGGACGCAGAUUUGAGACGCCUCGGUUCAAUCUACGAAACAGUGAGCAUUUUACGGAUGACCACGAAGGGCCAAACUCAUGGUACAGGAACGCGGAUAUCAUGUUUCGCGCUACAGUAAGGUUUCUAAAGGCAAACAAACAUGCACUGAUGAAACAGCUAGAGACCACUAGGAGGGGAGAUAGCGGAGGAGAGCAGAAAAGUAGUAAGAAAAAGGGAGCAUCAUCGAGGCAAAUGUUAACUGGUGGGGGAAGUGGAGGAAGGCAACACGAAGGGUCGUCGAUUGUUGACGAAGGAGGAGCGCUAGCACCUUCUCCACCCGGCCGUGGUGCUCUAAGAAUAUCGUCGACCACAGCGACAUCAUUCCUUCAGCCAGCACCCACUGCGACAUCAUCUUCGUCACAGGCAAUUGUCGUGCCACAAGAUGAAUCUUCUGGCUCCUCUUCACUAGCUGUGGUACAAGAGCCUACUCCUCCUCUAAGGUCGUACAAGCGGGUGCUUCUAGCUGGCUGCAUUCCAGUCCGUUUCGACAAGGACGGUCGGAUUAUGAUCGCUUUUAUCAAGGCCAAGCAUUCGCAUGCUCCAGAACUUCCUAAAGGUAAGGUGCAAGACAGCGUCAUAAAGAAGCUCUUACACGCAGAAAAUUUACAUUUCGAUGAUUUUGCCUUGGAUUUGCCUAAGCACGUCGAAGCGCCAUCCGAUUCUGAGCAUGUGUUGAAACAGCCAGAAGGGAGAUCCACUCUUGAAGCUGGCAAACAGCAAGAAGGAGCUGCCGCUGUUGUUGCGCAGAUUUCCUCUACUGAAACUGCCGUUCCCGCGGACGAAAAUCAGCCUGCAGUUGCCGUGGCAGCGGACGAAGCCCGUCAACAAGGAAACAAAAACGCUUUCCUCGGAUUCAGUACAGCAGCCUUGUCUGAGGAACAGCUUGUGAAGCAGUCCUCUGAACAGGCUUCAAGCAGUAGGGAUAAACGAUACCUCUCAACAAGUCAGCCGACCACAGACGAAUCAGCAUCAGCGGAGCAAGUAGAGGAAGAAAUGGGGGUUGGAGGUGGUGUUGGGAUUGGAGCUAGUAACUAUGGAACUGGUACUCCAGAAGAUCCACGACAGCUUGGGUCUACUUCAAACGCAGGACCAGACUCCCCAACAGCACACCAGUCUGCCAUGCGGACUUACCGGGACCUGCAGUGGUUACUAGGAGAAGCACAACGAGAACUUGCUGAGGAAACUGGCCUUCGCUAUGAUCAAGUGUUCGAUUACACCAUCCCGAGGCCAGCGCCUGAAACAGUGAUUGAGUUACAGGAUGAAAAGCAAUACUAUGGAAAUAUCGUAGGAGGACCUGGCCGGGACGAUAUCGACCACGCCACUUUGGUGGACACUUUGGUGGACUCAGUCCCCUCUAGUACAGAACAAGGAGAGCAACGUCUUAGAGUAGAAGAUCAGGAGACGGCCUCUUCUUCGAACCGUCAACAACAGUCUGGUCCAAGACGGAUAAUGAGUUCCCCAGAAGUACUUGUGUCUCCUACUGCUGCCACUCUUGUUCCUGCUGCCUUUCAGAGUCCUGCCUCUGCAUCAAAGAUAGAACCGAUAGUGAAGCGAAGCAUCUUCUUCGCAAUUGAGGUGAUUGCAGACCAUAAGGAGAACUGGUAUAAUUUUGAUUCAAGUAGAAGAGGGAGUCUACUUUAUUAGGGUUUACGGGUUCCCACAUGUGAAAGAACAACAAAAAUUUUAAGUACAUUUACUCUACGUCGUUCAAUCUCGAAUCUCCACAGGUCAAACACAGAUCUGGGUAACGGUUUCUACAGAGAUCUAAAAGCAACGCUAGAGAAUCCGCGAGAACUCGGCGGCGUCUUCCGUAUGGAAAAACAGUUACAAGACGCUGAAAAAGCUGGCGAUGUGGUACUAUUACAACUAUUUAAGCAUAGUACCAUUACAAGAUGCUGAAAGGUGUGCUGGUGCUGACGGGGAACCUUGUGACGAUAUUUUGUUCCAGAUUCAGGUUGAAGUACUUCUUCAAAGAUCCUCUGGACUCCCGUACUUAUGAUACCUACAACCGGAACAUUGAAACAGAAUCAACAAACCUACACGACCCCCCCAAUCAGGAUCCUGCCGCGCUCCAGCAGCUUCGCAACGCCAUAGGCGAUGAGUGGCGCAAGAUUGGACAUCUGUAUCGCAGAGAGAUAGGAUGGAUUGACUUGGACAAACUUCCCGAAUUACUCACAGACCUUGCUGACCUGGGUGCUACGUCUGCCACCGGUCGUAGAGAGAGAAGCGUCCAUAAUUCUUCGCCAAGAAAUGUCCUCGCGAUUAUUCAGUUGUUGUUAAGGCUGAGAUGAACCUAUGUUUUACUUGGUGUUAGUUAGCAGCAGUUGUAUCUGCAGUUCCUUAUGCAUUUAGCUCUGGAUGUUGCUAGCAGCACAUGACUAGAAAUGAAUGCUUUCUAACCGAAUUUUUAGGACUGGGAUCGACCAGAAUGUUGUUUUUUUCUAUUCAACUAAUGCUGUAUGAACCGAUGGAAAGUGUUAUACACUAACCAAUAGAUGAUGAAACUAAGCAAUAAAAACUAUUCUUGGUAGAAGAAGUUCGAUACAGAAUUAGAAUUGUACAUUCAGACUAAUUUAUUUCCACCACCACCUCUAAGACAACCGUGGCUGCGACGUCGCUUUGGACAGAGGAACCAGUCAUCUGCCGUCUGGCAAGAAACACCCCGCUUGGAGGAACGGCUUAAAGCUGUGUACGCGAAGCUAGUCGAACUGGACGAUGUCGAGAAACGCAGAACUUCUACACUGGCAGAGUAGGUUACGUUCUUGGCAUCAUGUUGUAGAAGUACACUGGCAAAGUAGGUUACGUUCUUGGUGAUCAUGUGUAGAUUUUUUAGUAAACUCCAAAUGUAAUAUGCCGGAGAUGAUAUUUACAUCAGUAGUUUUUACAGAGCACUAUGCAUCUAAGAAUCAUUGACGGCGAAGAUAGACGAUGUUGUAAGAAUACUAUUCAGAACAGCGAAUGGUGAGCAAGGCAAAGGCUGAAAAUUGUGGAUCUAUGAGUUUGAGUUGGUUCCUUAUAGUUUACUUGCAUUAUAUUUUCAGGUUACUUAUACUACUAGAAGUAUUGCAAUUGCGCUGCGUGCCUGAUGCAGCUGAUCACUCAUUGUCUCAUGUCAAAGCAAAUUGUAAUGAAUGAUGGAUGUAGCUCAGUUUUUUAGUUAGGGUCAGCGCCGCCGGCGUCUGGUAGCUACAAUAGGAGGACGAGGAUGUGAAGACGAGGUUGCAAGGGCAGUCUUUUUAGAUGAGUCAGUGAUGAAUGUGACGCUUGUUACUCUUAAGAUCAUUUUGCGGCAUUUACAUUGAUUUUCUCUAUUUAAGUCUGUGUCUGGGCUUGACCUUCCUCUACUAGAAGCCUUAUAUAAUACCUACAUCGUUUCAUUGGGUAAUAAAAGUUUGAUCACAGACAAGACUGUAGACUCGGUCUUUGUGGUAUAAGCAAAUAUUAGACUGGCCGUUGAAUACGCAUCAUACUCAGACACGUUACGCCUUCAUGAACGAUGCAGCAUACUUAGAAUUGAUUGAUUGAUUGAUUGAUUGAUUGAUGGAUGAUCUUUUGUGGGCUAGGUCAGCGGGAACACAGUCGUGCUCGCACAGUCCAGAGUUGGCCCUGGGUCUGUUUGUUCCUCCGUUAUCCAGCACCGCCG
This is a messenger RNA of Amoebophrya sp. A25, 8528 nucleotides long. NCBI's taxonomy places the organism in Eukaryota, Dinophyceae, Syndiniales, Amoebophryaceae. The record is from the annotation of a GenBank genome assembly.